AUGUCAUUGAAGCAAAUCGUUGGGCACAAACUGCUCAACGAUGUAAUUCGUCCGUUGAAAAAAGGAGAUGGAAAAGGAGCGUGGAAUGUUUUGGUGGUGGAUACUUUGGCGAUGAGAAUGCUCUCGGCGUGCUGCAAAAUGCAUAAUAUUAUGGAAGAAGGGAUAACAAUUGUGGAAGAUUUGAACAAGCGUCGUGAACCAUUGCCAACUCUCGAAGCAAUUUAUCUGAUAUCCCCUACACAAGAAUCUAUUGAUAAGCUGAUUCAAGAUUUUGCAAUGCGAAACCAGUACAAGUGUGCACACGUAUUCUUUACUGAAGCCUGUUCCGACCAACUAUUCUCAACUCUUUCCAAAAGUGCUGCAGCGCGUUUCAUUAAAACAUUGAAGGAAAUCAAUAUUGCAUUUGCUCCAUAUGAGAGCCAGGUGUUCAACCUUGAUUCGCCAGACACGUUCUUCCUUUAUUACAAUGCACAAAAACAGGGAGGGCUUACUGCUAAUUUGGAGAGGAUCGCAGAGCAAAUUGCAACUAUCUGCGCAACACUUGGUGAAUAUCCAUCAUUGAGAUAUCGCGCUGAUUUUGAGAGAAAUGUUGAACUUGGACAUUUGGUUGAGCAGAAGCUUGAUGCGUAUAAAGCGGAUGAUCCAACCAUGGGCGAAGGAGCAGAUAAGGCUCGUAGUCAGCUAAUUAUUAUUGAUCGUGGUUAUGAUGCUAUAACUCCACUUCUUCAUGAACUUACUCUCCAAGCAAUGUGCUAUGAUCUUCUUGCCAUUGAAAAUGAUGUCUAUCGUUAUGAAACUGGAGGAAACGAGAAUGUUGAAAAGGAAGUGAUACUUGACGAGAAUGAUGAUCUCUGGGUGGAAAUGAGACAUAAGCAUAUUGCCGUAGUUUCGCAAGAAGUGACUCGUGGUUUGAAGAAGUUCAGCGACUCGAAGGGUAACAAAGGCAAUAUGGAUGCGAAGUCAAUCAAGGACUUGUCCAUGCUCAUCAAGAAAAUGCCACAGCAUAAGAAGGAGUUGAACAAAUUCAGUACGCAUAUUAGUCUUGCUGAGGAGUGUAUGAGACAAUAUCAACAAGGAGUUGACAAACUUUGCAAAGUUGAGCAGGAUUUGAGCACUGGUGUUGACGUAGAAGGAGAACGCGUCAAAGAUGCCAUGAAACUGAUGGUUCCGCUUUUAAUCGACCCAGCUGUUCGUGUUAUGGAUCGUCUUCGUCUUAUCCUUCUCUAUAUUAUUAGCAAAAAUGGUAUUACCGAUGAGAAUCUGAACAAACUUCUUCAACACGCCAAUAUUACAAUGGCCGACAAAGAAACAAUUACCAAUGCUGCUCUUCUUGGAUUGAACAUUGUCACCGAUAGCGGAAGAAAGAAGGUUUGGACUCCGGCAAGAAAAGAUAGACCGCAUGAGCAAGUGUACCAAUCGUCGAGAUGGGUUCCAGUUAUCAAGGAUAUUAUGGAAGACGCUAUUGACGACCGGUUGGACACUAAACAUUUCCCAUUCCUUGCAGGAAGACAAGUCAAUCAGGGAUACAGAGCUCCUGCUUCUGCUCGUUAUGGUCAAUGGCAUAAGGAGCGCGGACAGCAAUCAAACUUCAGAAGUGGUCCUCGUCUCAUCAUCUACAUUGUUGGUGGUGUGACAUUCUCGGAGAUGCGAGCAGCUUACGAAGUGACUGCUGCCAAGAAGCCGUGGGAAGUGAUUAUCGGCUCGGACCGCAUUAUCACUCCAGACAAAUUUUUGACCAACCUUCGCGACCUCAACCAGCCAAGGGACCAAUGA
Molecule: messenger RNA, 1773 nt
Organism: Caenorhabditis bovis
Lineage: Eukaryota; Metazoa; Nematoda; Chromadorea; Rhabditida; Rhabditidae
Source: the annotation of a GenBank genome assembly